AUGCCCCCAAAACCCUACACCCUCCCCCCACUAACCCACCCCUCCUUCAUCGGCACCCCCAAACCCACCUGCCCCGCCCCAUCCCUCAAAAACCCCUCCCAGCGCUGCCGCAACAAACGCUCCUGCGAUCUCCGUCGUGGCGGAGCCAAGCGCGAGGCGGAGAGGGUGGCGCUGCUGAGGGAUGACCUGGUGCUGUGCUGGGAGGUUUUGAGUCGGGAGGAGAGGUGGGGAUUGGCGGAUGGGGUUGCGAAGGGGAGUGUUUGUGGGGUUUGUGAGAGGGGGGGACGGAGGGGGGUUGUGAGGGAGGGGAUUUUGAGGGGGCUUGCGGUGGGUGGCGAGGGUGAUGGGGUGGGAGAUGGAGGCGAGAAGGGAGCUCUUUUGUCGAGUGUUCCUGAGGAAGGUGUCUGCGUCCAGCCAAAGAAGCAUGAGGGUGAAGAGGCUGGCCGAAAAGAAGAACCACGCCAGGAGGAAGCGAUUUCAUCGAAUCCGGUGGAAGACAGCAUCCUCGUUCAGCCCGGGAAGCACGAGGACGAGGAAAUCGACCAAAAGGAAGAAUCCAAAAAGGAAGCGAUCUCAUCGAAUCCGGUUGAAGACAGCGUCGUCUUCAUUCAGCCUGAGGAAGCCGGCCGAGAAGAAGAAUCCAGGAAGGAAGCGAUCUCGUCGAAUGCAGCUGAAGACAGCGUCCUCAUCCUACGAAGAAACCAUGACGACGACCAAAAAGCCAACCGCAACGAUGAACCGGAAGAAGCAAUCCCAGAAAUCUCCCUCGACAACACCAUCGUCCACGAGCAGGAAGACCGAGAAUCCACGCAACCCACCAGACCAGAAGAAGCAGACUCAACCCCCUCAACCCCCCUCGAAGACAGCAUCCUCGUCUACUACCAACAUUCCACCAACUCCCAAGACCCCAGCCCCAGGCCCAACUCCAACUCCAACUCCAGAAACUGGGACCCCAUCUCCUCAACGCCCUCCUCAGCCCGCACAGCCUCCACGCGGCACAACUCCUCCUCGCCACCCACCGACGUCACCCUCAACUCCAGCCCGCCAGACCUCCCACCCGUCAUCAUCGAAGGCACCCUCGCGGAUUUCUGCUUCCAGACCCCACCGCAUGCGCCUUCGACGCCCGUGGAAGUGUUGUGGACGGGGCCGAUUCAUGCGGUUGGGUAUUUUCCGGAGCCGGGGACGCCGUCGAAAGGACCAGCGGGAGAGGAAGAAGAUGUCCCGACGGAGAAGCAGGAUGAGGACUUGUCUUCAACGCUCAAAAUCAGCGUUCUGGAGUUGGAGUCAGAGAACGCCACCCUCCGCGACCAGCUCCAAACCCUCCAUCGAGACCUCGACACCGCAAACCUCAAAACCCGCGCCGCGCGCCUCGAAGCCGAUCGCUGGCGGAAUCUCUACCACGCCCUGAAAGACUGCGUGGGGUGGAUUUUCUCGCGCAACGAAGUCGACUCCCCCGACGAGGAAGAAGACCCCGCCCCCGAGCUCGAGGUCGACGACGAAGGCGCCUCGUGGAGCAGCGAAGCGGAGGAGGUCGACGGGGAGGAGGUGUAUUGGCCGCUGAAGGUGCCUAAGAAGAGGGAGGGUUCUGGGGUGAGGGUGGAUAGUGGGUUGGGAUUGGGGAGUUUGUUUGGUGGGGAGGAGAUGGAUUUGCCGCCGGUGCCGGUGGUGAGGAGGCGGAGACGCACGGCGGGGAUGAUGAGUUUGGGGAGCAUUGUUGAGGUUGAGGAAAGAGAGGAGGAUAUGGGGCUGGUGGGGCAGUGA
This is a messenger RNA of Zasmidium cellare ATCC 36951, 1761 nucleotides long. RefSeq lists its product as uncharacterized. The record is from RefSeq and is a predicted model, not a curated record. The coding region runs from base 1 to 1761 and encodes 586 amino acids. The transcript has a single exon. Lineage: Eukaryota; Fungi; Ascomycota; Dothideomycetes; Mycosphaerellales; Mycosphaerellaceae.